Molecule: messenger RNA, 1999 nt
Organism: Rubroshorea leprosula
Lineage: Eukaryota; Viridiplantae; Streptophyta; Magnoliopsida; Malvales; Dipterocarpaceae
Source: the annotation of a GenBank genome assembly
UCCCUCUCUACUCAGAGCUAAUGAUGAAAUCAGAAUUCAGAAGCAUUACAAAUUUGUGAAACACAUCGAGUUUAGUGCAAUUCUUUGUUUUUGACACGCAACCAUAUUUGGUUUCUGCGUAAAUAUUUUGCUGCCAGUUUUUAGCUAGCUGCUGGGCAUUCUGCAAAUAUUGUCCACUGACCCAUUCCCAGACCCAUUUAUCUCUGUUCGACUGUUGCAUUUCACCAGCCAGCUAGUCCCACAUGGUUGAGCUUGGAAUUGGAAGGUCUGCUAGUGGUACAAUGGAGAACACCAAUGGCAAUAGCAAUGGAAAAGCGUCUCAACUGAAUCUGAAUGUGAAGCAGGGAGAGCCGACUCUGGUUCCUCCCUCAGAGGAAACAGACAAGGGUCUCUACUUCCUCUCUAACCUUGACCAGAACAUUGCAGUCGUUGUCCGCACUAUAUACUGCUUCAAGUCUGAUGAAAGAGGGAAUGAGAAUGCGGCACAAGUGAUCAAGGAUGCUUUGAGGAAGGUUCUUGUUCACUACUACCCCCUCGCUGGAAGGCUCACAAUCAGCGCUGAGGGCAAGCUGAUCGUCGACUGCACCGCCCAAGGAGCUGUCUUUGUUGAGGCUGAAGCAAAUUGCAAAAUGGAUGAGAUUGGAGACAUUACAAAACCAGACCCUGACACUCUUGGAAAGUUGGUCUAUGACAUUCCAGGGGCAAAAAACAUACUAGAGAUCCCACCUUUAGUGGCUCAGGUGACGAAAUUCCAGUGUGGAGGGUUUGUUCUUGGGCUGUGUAUGAACCAUUGUAUGUUUGAUGGGAUAGGAGCUAUGGAAUUUGUGAAUUCCUGGGGUCAAACAGCCAGGGGUUUGCCACUGGCUAUUCCUCCAUUCACAGACAGAACCAUCCUCCAGGCCCGAGACCCUCCAAAGAUAGAGUACCUGCAUCAGGAAUUUGCUGAGAUUCAAGACAAGUCUAGUACUGGUGAUCUCUACAAGGAUGAGAUGCUCUACAGAUCAUUCUGUUUUGACGCAGGGAGGGUUGAGAAACUGAAGAAAAUGGCCUUGGAAGAUGGGUUUCUUGACAAAUGCACUACUUUUGAAGCUCUUUCAGCAUUUGUGUGGAGGGCUAGGACCAAGGCGCUCAACAUGCUGCCUGAUCAACAAACAAAGCUCCUCUUUGCUGUUGAUGGGAGGCCUAAAUUUAGCCCUCCAUUACCAACAGGUUACUUUGGCAAUGGAAUUGUGCUGACCAAUUCUACAUGCCAAGCGGGGGAUUUACUGGAGAAACCAUUUUCCUACGGCGUGGGGCUAAUUCAGGAUGCUAUUAAGAUGGUUACAGACAGUUACAUGAGAUCAGCUAUAGAUUAUUUUCAACUAACAAGAGCUAGGCCUUCCUUGUCUUCUACACUGCUCAUCACUACUUGGUCUAGGCUAUCUUUCCACACUACGGAUUUCGGGUGGGGAGACCCUGUUCUAUCGGGGCCAGUUGGAUUACCGGAGAAGGAGGUGAUCUUGUUCCUAUCUCAUGGCAAGGAGAGGAAAAGCAUAAAUGUGCUUCUGGGUUUACCAGUUUCAGCCAUGAAGACCUUCCAGGAACUAAUGCAGGUCUAGAGAAAAUGGGAUCCUUUUUAUUUGUCUGUCAUAUUUAUUUCACUGUGCUAGUUCAGUUGUUUGUCUCUCUUGGAAUAUUAUUAUGUUGAUAAGCUUAACAGAAGGAAACCAGGCAUGCGUGAUCAGGUACACCAUGGAGAUGGCUAGAUGGGGGUAGAGGGAAGAAAAUUCAGUUCAGAGCGGUGUGUGUUGGGCCCUAUAUUCUUUGUUUUUCUCUGGAGAUUUCUGUUGGGAUUGAAUUAGUACUACCAGAACUUGUCUAUUGUUGAUUUAUGUUCUCUUUCAUUCAAAAGAAUGGGAUGUAUGCCCUUGCAUUCUUCUACAAACUAAAAGCUACCCAAGGCCAUGGUGGUUGAGGAGAAAACACACAUCCUUGGCCAUAAUUAAUUUCCUCUUGAUUU